UCAAUGUCAAGGCCGCGGCUCUGUUGUUAGUGUGCAUUCUUCCGGCAUUCCCUUCUGUCCACGUAUACCUGUCGUCGGUUAAUUAUUAUCCCAAAUCAUCAUGCUGUACUUAGCCGUCUUUGGAUUCUUCACGCUGGUCGCCGGCCAAGCUCCCGUCUUCGUGGUCAAACCGAACUCGACCUGGAACAUGCCGCAGUUCAACGACGCCUUCGGCAGCUUCGACACGCACUUCGGCUUCCCGGACAUGCCCUACAACAACGGCUCCAAGAGCCGCUUCGUCAUCACCACGCCGGAAGGCACCCGGGCCAAGCUGACCGUGGACGCCAGCGACGCCAAGAACUUCUGCAUCCGUUCUUAUGACUACGCCGUCAUGUACAACUGCGACGACAACGCCAAGAUCACCACGCCCUGCGCCGAACCCGGUGCCACCUACGCCACCCCCCUCGGCGGCAAGGAUUCCGGCAACUACAUGUCGGUGACCUCCGGUGCGAACGCGGUGCGCGAGUUCACAGCGAAGAACAACCGCGUGUGCAUGGACUGGUGCGUCAGCUACUUCUACUCCCCCCCUUCGUCCCCCCCGGAUGCCAGCGGGCCCUGCCGCACCGGCUUCCGCGCCUACUGGCAGACCGUCGGCACGCCCACCGUCAACCCCACCCCCGUCCAGGACUUUGCCAUGCGACCGCCGGCAUCAUCCUUCUAAAUUAACACCACUCAAGCUGUGCUGAUUGUCAGCCGGCCCUCUUUAUGUACGCAUGUCAACGAGAGUCGCACUGGCAAACUGCAUAGAUAAUUUCCAUUAAUCAAAUGCAACAGCGUGUACGAGUAAAGUAUCCAGGUUGACCUUUGCGGGGAUACGCUCUUGUAUUGCACAUUGCCGAAAGAAAUUUCUAAGAGAAUAAAGUGUUUUACAUGCGG
Paramacrobiotus metropolitanus is the source of this 915-nucleotide messenger RNA. RefSeq lists its product as uncharacterized. NCBI's taxonomy places the organism in Eukaryota, Metazoa, Tardigrada, Eutardigrada, Parachela, Macrobiotidae. The record is from RefSeq and is a predicted model, not a curated record. Bases 101 to 700 code for a protein of 199 amino acids. The transcript is spliced from 4 exons.